GUACGGAGGGACGGGUGCGCACACGCCUCGGUACUACGAGGCACUUGAGCUGAAGCCAGCCUUUCCCGUCUCCGGCUCCGGUGCGACUGCGCCGUGAAGCCGCUGGCGGCGAUUGGCCCAGGGGGUGAGAGGGGGCGGGAGGUAAAGAGAGGGAAGUCCACCGUCCACGGCGCGCGCCCACCCGCCCGCGGCAGGGGAACCAAGGGGGCUGGAGAGGAAGCAGCUCCCUGUUGUGUUGUUUUGGGCUCCGAGGGCCGAAAGGGGGAGGGAGGAAGGGCGAGAAACAAACACUACGUAGCGGAGGCUGCGUGCGGCCUUCUGCCUGCGUGCCUACGUGCGUGCGCUCGCUCGCGCGGGCUCAGUGCUGGCGCGUGAGGCGGAGGCGGGCGGCGGCGGCGCCUGCGCGGUCGGGCUCGGUCGACGGCUCUCAGGGGAGGAGGCGGCGGGAGGCGGAGGAGGCGGCGGCGGCGAUGGAGGUGAAGCGGCUGAAAGUGACCGAGCUGCGGUCGGAGCUGCAGCGGCGCGGCCUGGACUCGCGCGGCCUCAAGGUGGAUCUGGCGCAGCGGCUGCAGGAGGCGCUGGACGCCGAGAUGCUCGAGGACGAGGCCGGCGGUGGCGGGGCCGGGCCCGGCGGGGCCUGCAAGGCGGAGCCUCGGCCUGUGGCCGCGUCGGGCGGCGGCCCGGGCGGGGACGAGGAGGAGGACGAAGAGGAGGAGGAGGAGGACGAGGAGGCGCUGCUUGAGGACGAAGACGAAGAGCCACCCCCUGCCGAGGCCUCGGGCCAGGCCGCACAGCCGCCGCCGGAGCCCCCGGAGGCGGCAGCCGUGGAGGCCGCGGCCGAGCCCGAUGCUUCCGAGAAACCAGUGGAGGAGGCCACAGCCGAGUCAGGUGGGGUGAACGGUGGCGAAGAGCAGGGCACCGACAAGGGGGAGGAAGAUGAGCCGGAGGAUCGGAGCGGAGACGAGACGCCGGGAUCCGAGGCGCCGGGUGACAAGGCCGCAGAGGAACAGGGAGAUGACCAAGAUAGUGAAAAGUCAAAACCGGCAGGCUCAGAUGGUGAGCGGCGGGGGGUAAAGAGACAGCGGGAUGAGAAGGAUGAACAUGGCCGAGCUUACUAUGAAUUCCGAGAGGAGGCUUACCACAGCCGUUCAAAGUCUCCACCACCCCCGGAAGAAGAGGCAAAAGAUGAGGAAGAGGAUCAGACUCUUGUGAACCUGGACACGUAUACCUCGGAUCUCCAUUUUCAAGUGAGCAAAGACCGCUAUGGAGGGCAGCCGCUUUUCUCAGAGAAGUUCCCCACCCUUUGGUCCGGGGCAAGAAGUACUUAUGGAGUGACAAAGGGGAAAGUCUGCUUUGAGGCCAAGGUAACCCAGAAUCUCCCAAUGAAAGAAGGCUGCACAGAGGUUUCUCUCCUUCGAGUUGGAUGGUCUGUUGAUUUUUCCCAUCCACAGCUUGGUGAGGAUGAAUUCUCGUAUGGUUUCGAUGGACGAGGACUCAAGGCAGAGAAUGGGCAGUUUGAGGAAUUUGGCCAGACUUUUGGGGAGAGUGAUGUCAUUGGCUGCUUUGCUAAUUUUGAGGCUGAAGAAGUAGAACUUUCCUUUUCCAAGAAUGGAGAAGACCUUGGCGUGGCAUUCCGUAUCAACAAGGAAUCCCUGGCUGACCGGGCCCUCCUACCCCAUGUCCUCUGCAAAAAUUGUGUUGUAGAAUUAAAUUUUGGUCAGAAGGAGGAGCCCUUCUUCCCACCGCCAGAAGAGUUUGUGUUCAUCCAUGCCGUGCCUGUGGAGGAGCGCGUGCGCACUGCGGUCCCUCCCAAGACCAUAGAGGAGUGUGAGGUGAUUCUGAUGGUGGGACUGCCUGGAUCUGGAAAGACCCAGUGGGCACUGAAAUACGCAAAAGAAAACCCUGAGAAAAGAUACAAUGUCCUGGGAGCUGAGACUGUGCUCAAUCAAAUGAGGAUGAAGGGGCUCGAGGAGCCACAGAUGGACCCCAAAAGCCGAGACCUUUUAGUUCAGCAAGCCUCCCAGUGCCUUAGUAAGCUGGUCCAGAUUGCUUCCCGGACAAAGAGGAACUUCAUUCUUGAUCAGUGUAACGUGUACAACUCUGGCCAACGGCGGAAGCUAUUGCUGUUUAAGACUUUCUCUCGGAAAGUGGUGGUGGUCGUCCCUAAUGAGGAGGACUGGAAGAAGAGGCUGGAGCUAAGGAAGGAAGUGGAGGGAGAUGAUGUGCCUGAGUCUAUAAUGCUGGAGAUGAAAGCCAACUUCUCUCUGCCUGAAAAAUGCGACUAUAUGGAUGAGGUGACAUACGGGGAGCUGGAGAAGGAGGAAGCUCAGCCCAUUGUCACUAAGUACAGGGAGGAGGCAAGGAAGCUGCUGCCGCCCUCCGAGAAGCGGACAAACCGCCGAAACAAUCGAAACAAGCGAAACCGGCAGAACCGAAGCAGAGGCCAAGGCUACGUGGGCGGGCAGCGCCGAGGCUACGACAACCGGGCCUACGGGCAGCAGUACUGGGGGCAGUCUGGAAACAGAGGGGGUUACCGUAACUUCUACGAUCGAUACAGGGGAGACUACGAUCGGUUCUAUGGGCGAGAUUAUGAGUACAACAGAUACAGAGACUAUUACAGACAAUACAGUCGGGAUUGGCAGAAUUACUACUACCACCAUCCCCAGGACAGAGACCGAUACUACAGGAACUACUACGGUUACCAAGGGUAUCGGUGAAGCCCCUGCCAUUGUCGCCUGUCAGCCAUGAAGCUGAAUCUCUGGGGGUGCCAAGCACCCCCCAAAACACAACCAAGGAAAACAGGGGCUGCCGGGGUGGGGCUGAGCUGCCGG
This is a messenger RNA of Lagenorhynchus albirostris (white-beaked dolphin), 2831 nucleotides long. RefSeq names its product heterogeneous nuclear ribonucleoprotein U like 2 (gene HNRNPUL2). The transcript has 14 exons. Gene Ontology annotation, molecular function: protein binding. The coding region runs from base 471 to 2717 and encodes 748 amino acids. Lineage: Eukaryota; Metazoa; Chordata; Mammalia; Artiodactyla; Delphinidae. The record is from RefSeq and is a predicted model, not a curated record. Gene Ontology annotation, cellular component: membrane.